Owenia fusiformis is the source of this 4107-nucleotide messenger RNA. The record is from the annotation of a GenBank genome assembly. NCBI's taxonomy places the organism in Eukaryota, Metazoa, Annelida, Polychaeta, Sabellida, Oweniidae.
GUGAUAUAUAAGAUUGGUUGUAAAAAGCUCUGCACAUGCGCAGUUUUAGAGAAUUUCCGUCCAAUAAGACGAUGAUUUAAAACCAAGCUAUGUUAUUUCAUUUCAAUGUUUCAGAUGUUUCGGAUAUUAGGGAUUUUUCUAGAAGAUGCUUCCGCAACUCAUCGGCCCACGAUAAAUGAUGGAUGCUGUACCUUGACAAAAUUAUCCCGUUUCCAUAACCAGAGAAUAUGGAUAGCAAAGGAACAAGAUUGAGCACGUUAAACGCCAGUUGAUUUUUUAAAUUCAAUUGACGGAGAGGGAGAAACAGAGACAAUCGAGACGAGUUUAAUUUGAAUUGAAGCGGUACUGUCUGUAAGCUUUUACCAUGGUGCUUUUCAACGAGAUUCAAGUUACUCCGUGUAAAUCAGUAUGGCAGAGCAUCAUAUCUAAAGGCAUGGAUGAUAUAAAAAGUGAAACGGGUGUGACGAUAGAUGUUCAUAAAAAAACAUUGACUGGAAAUUACUACCAAAUAAAAUGUGCAGGAAGUUACAUAGCAAAGAAGAAUCACACAAAAAGUAAAAGCAAGCUAUAUGAGACUGUUGAUGCUUACAUUGACCCAAGUGUUGAAAAAUUGGAAGAAUUCUUAAAGAUAGAAGCUCUUGCAGUAAAGAGAAAAGCAAAUGGUUUGAAGAUGGUUCAAAGACCUUGGUCUCAUAUAGAAUCGAUAUGGAAAGCAUUCAACGAGUUUCAAUCCUCAAACAAUCUUCCUCAUCGUGAAGAGUUAAGCCGUGCUGAAGGAGAAACUGUAUAUCCAGAAAAGCCACAAUUUGGAAGCAUUGUUGAUAGUGCAGGGCAAGUGCAAGGCAGUAAGACGAACAUAGCGGAACUAAAUGAGAAAUCGUCAUACCCAUCCUUUGUUGAGUGCAAAGAAAGCGAGUUUCUAGAUAAGAUUAAAACACAAGAGGAUAAGAUUAAAACACAAGAGGAUAAGAUUAAAACACUAGAGGAUACGAUUAAAACACAAGAGAACAAAAUUAUUAAACUUGAGAAACGAAAUGCAAUUCUGGAACGACUUGAUCAGUCGGGGAACAAUCGACUGGAAGCAUUUGGAAGAGAGAUCCAUGGGGCAAAUCAGCGGGGACAUCGGGGAGACGGGGAAUCGAAUCCUUUAAAAUAUGAACAUAUCGAACACGAGGCAAAUUGCAUCGAUGCCAAACAUGGACAUAACAUAGAAAUUCAGACUAGCCACAGAGGACUUUGUAAGACAUGCGCAUGGGAUGUCCAAAGUUAUGAUACCAGAGUUAGUUCGAAACGAAGUUCUAGAUUCUAUUCGGAGAACGACACAGAAUCAUUUCAUUCAGUCGACAGACGGAAAAGAGACAGCCAGACUCAGGAUGCUAUGAGCAAUAAUCUUAGUCAAUGUUCUAGCAUUGACUCCAAGAACGACCACUUUGACAUUGCCCAGGGCACUCCCCGUACUCCUGAUAACUCGCAAGAGCAUUUCGAAAACCAUGGUGAAGAAGAAAACAAUAAACAAACUGGUACUAGUGUAAAAGCACAACCUGACUUGAAACCUAAAGAACUCAUUGAGGAUAACUGUGAGAUAUCGGGGCUAGAUCCAUCUUGCAAUACCGACUCAGACAUUGCUAACAUUGGGACUCUAAGCCAUAAGAUUUUUUCUGGUUUUAAACGAGCGAGUUCGCUCACAGAAUCAGCAGAGACAGAUAUUUCUGACGAUGAUCAAACGUUUUCGCUUCCAAUGUUUACGCACGUUUGGGACUAUAUUCUAAAACGUAAGGAUGAUGAGUUGGUUAAAAUACAGAGCGAAAACAAUGUCAAGUUCACAAAGAAAAAGAGUUCGGACCAAGAGGUCUUUAUCACUGUAAAUCAAGGUCUAGAGCAUAGACGGCGGGGGAGAGAAAAGGGACUGGAUGAUUUGAAAAAAUUACAUGACGAGAUUUCGCCUAACAUCGUUCGUAAAACAAUCGAGAUAGAUGCUGAGAAGAUUCAAAAUAAAAAUCUAGAAUCAAUUGUACAAAGUGCAAAAAACACGGAUGUCUUAUAUCAUAUCGAUGGGCCCGUGAUUCAGGCAAUUGGUGUAAAACAAGAUGCGACCAAGGCAAUUUUUGAUAUUAAAAAGAUUCUUGGAAUAAAGGUAAAAACACGAGACGAGAAAGAUAUGAAUAUUCUACAAGAAUUGUCUGAUAUACCGACAUCCCGAAAAUUGAAUCAACAUAAAACGCUGAAAUUCAAAACUGAUGAGGGAAUCGAUGUCUCGGUUUACCAGGGAGAUAUAACAAGUGAAGACGCUGAUGUUAUAGUUAACGCCGCUAACGAAAAACUUAAACAUGGGGGAGGGGUAGCUCUAGCGAUUUCAGAAGCGGGGGGACCAGACAUCCAGCGAGAUUGUGAUGAUAUAAUAAGACGUUCCUCAAAGCCACUGACUGUGACUGAUGUGGUUUUCACCAAAGUAGGAAAGGAAUCUAGACUUAAGUGCAAGUACAUCCUUCACGCCAUAGGCCCUCGUUGGAAGAAUUACCGAGACAAGUCGAAUUGUGAACGUCACUUGGUUGAAACAUUUUACAACAGCUUUAGUAAGGCAAGCUUGGAGAUAAAAGCAAUAUCUAUUGCGAUACCUGCAAUAAGUUCCGGUAUAUUUGGGGUGCCACAAGACAUUUGUGUAAGGAGCAUGUAUGUAGCACUGAUGGAAUUCAGCAAAAAAGAGGGACGAUCAACAACAAUGAAGGACAUACGGUUUGUCAAUAUUCUCGAGGACAUGACAACUGCAGUUGUGACUGAAUUCAGGCGGUUUCGAGAAGAUAAAGAUUAUAGCCCUGAGACACUAACUGAUAUGUUGCAAUAUACUGGCAGUGAAGUUACGUCGCCGAAUGGACCUUAUUCCAAGGUCAAAAACUAUUGCAAUCAAUGUGACGACGGAACGCUUGGAAUUAUACAAAUGAGUUGCGGGCAUUGGUACUGCUCUGCCUGUAAAAAGUACUUCGCAAAUGAUUAUGCAGUGAAGCAGUGCUUAAAAUGCAUCAAUGCCCCUACACUAGAUCGUCAGUCAUCGGAUAUCGAGAAGUGUAUCAUAUGCCAUGGCACAAUAUGUAAACGGGAAGAAUUGAACUGCGGUCAUGCAUUCUGUGGCGAAUGCAUCACGAAGUGGAUGAAAUCCAAACCUCAAUGUCCCGUGUGCGGAUGCUUUUUCGGAAAGAUUAAAGGAAAUCAGCCGAAGAGGGGAACUAUGAAGACGAGUACUGACCAACAGAAGCGCAUCCCUGGUUACGAAGGAUGCGGUGUAAUAACGAUAAAUUACAGCAUCCCCAGUGGUAACCAAGGGGAGUGUCACCCAAAUCCAGGGAGGUCAUACGCGGGGACAAACAGGAAAGCAUACUUGCCAGAUAACAAGGAAGGAAAUGAAAUAUUGGAUCUACUAAAAGAAGCAUUUGAUGCUCGUUUGAUUUUUACUAUAGGGCAGUCGAGCACGAACAACCGUGAAGGUAUAACAUGGAAUGAUAUACAUCACAAGACGAGAAUAGACGGAGGACCGGAGAACUAUGGCUAUCCAGACCUAGGAUACUUAUCAAGGGUACGGGAAGAACUAGCGGCUAAAGGCAUAACCACUCGUAAAAAACGCUGCCACCGCAGAGAGGAUCACAGAUAUAAAGUCACUAACGUUUGAAAUUAUAAAAUACAUACGAAAAACAAUUGAAAUGAAGAUUAUUCUACAAAUUCGUUAUGGUUGAUCACGAAGAGACUUGUAUUUCGUCAAAUAAUAAUUGUAGUAUACAUUAAUAUAUAAGCGGACACGAUAAAAUAUAUAAGAAUGAUUUGUGAAAUAUGUGUAUCCUACAACACACCUGUUGCUCGUCAAAUCUAUUUUUGGAGGUUUUCUGCUGAUGCCUGGUAAUUAAGAUGGAAAAUUGCAUUCUUUCAUAUUAGCAUGACAUGGACUCUAUAAACACCCCAUGUGCUACAUGUUAUGCCAUUUGCAAAGCCAAUGACAAUAUAUUUUAAUUGUACCUAACUAUGUUCCCCUAGUAAUCCCCAAAACAUCUGGUAAGAUAAGUCGUACGGAAAAUGUGACACUCAUUGGACAGUACCCCGAUAUAUGAUGCUACUGAUGCG